GGGACGAAGCUCUUUUGAUCGGUCGCGACUGCUGAGAGGUCGGCUGAUGAGCCAAUCAACUUCCUCGUUUUUGACUUGACCUUAAAGCUUCAUACUGCAUUGAACCUCCAAAACACUCAAUUACGGGCUUUGCGAACCCAGUAUCUCCUCACAACAUAUUUCAAAAUGGCCGCCCGUCAACCUAGAUUCAAUCAGCAAGUCUUGAUUGACACUACCCCAUUACCUGCGGAUAUUCCACCCGUCACAGAGAUUGGUAGCAGUUCGGCGCCAUUAUUGUCCGCAAGUUUCUUUAUCGGUGCAAGAUGCAGACCCUACAAUGACGAUUUCAUGCAAUGCAAGAACGACAACCCCGGAAAGGGAGAAAUCGAUUGUCUGAAAGAGGGCCGAAGAGUUACCAGGUGUGCGAGGAGCGUAAUUGAAGAUGUGAACAAACACUGUCUUGAGGAGUUCAGAAAACACUGGAAAUGCCUGGACAAUAACAACCAACAACUAUGGCAAUGUCGACCACAAGAGUGGAAGCUUAACAAAUGUGUCUUUGACAAUCUGAAAAUCGAGAAGGUUAUUCCAGAUACCCCCGCAGGUGAAACCCCUGUGCACCUACGUAAAAGACAAAUUUACGCACACUACGGCCCAUGAGUUAUUCAUGUGGCAUCGUGUUUCAGUGGAGGUGAGGCGCUAUUAGGAGAAUACAUGUAUAUAGUGUUGAGAAUCAAACUGCACUUCUUCCA
This is a messenger RNA of Botrytis cinerea B05.10, 728 nucleotides long. RefSeq lists its product as hypothetical. Gene Ontology annotation, biological process: mitochondrial electron transport, NADH to ubiquinone. The record is from RefSeq and is a predicted model, not a curated record. The transcript is spliced from 5 exons. The coding region runs from base 166 to 636 and encodes 156 amino acids. NCBI's taxonomy places the organism in Eukaryota, Fungi, Ascomycota, Leotiomycetes, Helotiales, Sclerotiniaceae.